This is a messenger RNA of Phalacrocorax carbo (great cormorant), 264 nucleotides long. The record is from RefSeq and is a predicted model, not a curated record. NCBI's taxonomy places the organism in Eukaryota, Metazoa, Chordata, Aves, Suliformes, Phalacrocoracidae.
AUGGUUGGUAUAAAGCCAGACAGGAUGUAUGAGCAAGGCUUUAUAAGGAUUCAUAUCUGCAAGAACAACAUUAUGUACUUCAUGGAAAACAUGGAGAGCAGGACCCUGCUCCAUGCUUGCCAAAAUUGUGACUACCAGCAGGAAGUUGACAAGAGCUGCCUCUGUGUCAACAGAUCAAGUGCUGUCAACAAACUGACACAAAUCAUGAAGCAUAUUUCUCAGGAUCUAAUUUUGCCCACAACAGGGACUGCUGUUAUCAUGUGA